AUGUCCUCUGCUCAUGAUGCCACCACCAAGAUCUCCAUCGACAAGUUCGACGGCGACAACUACGCGACGUGGAGCCGCUACAUGCGUGGCGUGUUCCUGACCAAGUCGGCGUGGCACGUGGUGAACCGGGAGACCACCCCCACCUUCGCCGAUCCUCGCGCCAGUGACGACUACAUCAAGACGAACAACAUUGCGUUCGGCUUGAUGCUUCUGCACAUGAGCGCGGAUUAUCAUCACGUGGUUGAUGACUGUGAAGAGGCGUGGGUCGCGUGGGCGCGUUUGAAGACGCUGUACGGCGGGUCGCAGAAGGCUGGACGCAUCUACUUGAAGCGCCAGCUGUUCAGCAUGGAGAUGGCGGAAGGCGGCAAUGUGAUGCAUCAUUGCAACGAAGUCCUCAACAUCAGCGCGAAGCUCAGCAGCAUCGGCGCCAAGAUGGAGGACGAGGACGUGGCGAUCUGCUUGUUGCGCAGCCUCCCCAAGAGCUACGAGAACGUCGUUCUCAACUUGGAGAUGAGCAGCGCGGAACUGCGAUCGCGAGACGUCGUGAGAGUGCUCACGAAUGAGCACAUCAAGAGGCAAGGUGACAAGACGACAUCGGUGAAGACUGAAGACGCGGCCAAGGCGUUCAGUACCGAGCGUGAACCUCGCCAGUGUACAUACUGCGGAAAAUUGGGGCACACGGCGGAGCGGUGCUGGACCAAGCAGAAGGACGAAAAUCAAGGUGGAGCUCGACGCGGCGGCAACAAUGCUCGUGGACGCGGAGCCAACAACGUUCAGUGGCGAACCAACAACAACAACAACGACGACAACUACGAUCGAGUUGCGUUCGCGGUUUCGCUGGAGGCUGGACUUUCGACGGGCAAGAAUAUGCCAGGGAUGUGGGCAGUCGACAGCGGUGCGACGCAUCACAUCUGCAACGACAAGGCCAAGUUUGCAAGUCUGAAUGAGCGAGAGGAAGGCGAACUAUCAGUGGCUGAUGGCAGCAAGGCUGCGAUCAAGGGUGUGGGAACCAUCAUGGAACGGGUGGUUCUGCCCAAUGGUGACGAACGCGACAUCGAGAUCAAGGACGCACUGUUCGUACCAAGUAUGAGCAAGAAUCUGCUUUCGGUGCCACAGAUCAACAAGGGUGGCAGGUUCCAAGUCGUGUUCGAUGGAUCCAAGAUGCAAGUGAAGCGCAAGAAUUCCACACAAGUCGUGGCAACAGCGGAUCUCGUCGAUGGACUUUACUGGCUGCGGACUCCUCAACGAUCGGCAAAUGCAGCAACACGCAAUGGGACCAUCGACUUGCAUGCGCGCAUGGGUCAUGCACCCCUCGAAGUUCUGCGCAAGAUGGUGGCCACUGGCAUGAUCAAGGACGCCAAGGCACCUCUCAACUCGACUGGUCCAAGUGUGUGUCGCGGUUGCCAGCAAGGAAAGAUGGUUCAAAAACCAUUCCCAACCAACCGUGACAAACGCCAAUAUGGUGUGUUCGAGUUGCUGCACUUCGACAUCUGCGGGCCAAUGGAACAAGUUUCGAUCGGCGGCAGCAGAUACUUACUGCUUGUGGUUGACGAAGCCAGCGGUUGCAUGAAGGGCUUCUGUCUGCGGUCCAAGUCUGAGAGUGAAGACUGUAUCAAGAACCACAUUAUCAAGAUUCAAACUCAGUUCGGCACGAAGAUCAAGUUUGUUCGGCACGAUGGAGCGCAUGAGUUUGCGACCAACUCCAUCAAGACCUUCUACGAAGAUCAUGGUAUUGAACAACAGAUCACGGUGCCGUAUGCACACCAGACCAACGGCACCGCAGAACGCGCGAUAAGGACCAUCGUCACGAUCGGACGCAGCUUGUUGCAUCAUGCAAAGCUGGAGAAGUGUUUCUGGGCUGAAGCGGCAAUGACGGCGAUCUACAUCAAGAACCGCCUGCCUUCACCCAAGAUCGACCACAAGACUCCGUUCGAGAUCGUGUACAAGUCGAAACCAAGUGUCAAGCACAUGCGCGUGUUUGGAUGUCGGGCGUUUAUCCUGACACCAAGGGAGAAGCGAUUGAAGUGGGACCCGAAGGCUUGUGAAGGGAUGUUCAUGGGCUACGAAGAAGCGUCAAAAGCUUAUCGAGUGUACGACAUUGAGGCGGGCCAAGUGGUGAUCAGUCGUGACAUCACCUUCGACGAAUCGACUUUUGACUUUUCGAUGGACCGACCAAGUGACGACGAUGAAGAUGCGGAGUUGGACCUCGACCUCCUGGCGAUCAACGAGGACGACGUGCGUCAAACCGUCUACAAGCAGACUGGCAAGCGCAAGAGUGAAGCAAGACACGGCAUGUCACGGUCAGCUCGCCCUCGAACUGGGUUGGAACAAGCAAGUGCGCCGGAACACGUCUCCAACCGUCACCAGAAACGACGAUCAAGUGCUCCAGAAACGAUGUCUGAUGACGAAGAAGAUGCAAGCGUGUACGAUCAAGAUGACGACUCGACGCCUCCAACAUUUUGGCGUGCAAGUGCAAACGCAGUGGAAGCAACGGACCUAGCAGAACCUGUGACUUUUCAAGACGCGAUCAAUGGUCCUGAUCAAACUCACUGGCGAAAUGCUGUGAAGGCGGAACUCAAGUCGAUGCAUCUUCGUGGAGUUUUCCCGGAUGGAUCGGUCGAGAAAUACAAGGCGCGUCUCGUUGCCAAGGGCUUCAAGCAGAAGUACGGCAUCGACUACACAGAGACGUUCUCGCCCGUGGUCAAGUACGUGACACUGCGUAUGGUGAUCGCGAUCACCAAGUAUUUCGACUGGCCACUGGACCAACUCGAUGUGGUGACAGCCUUUCUCUACGGAGUGAUGAAGGAGAAGGUGUACUGCGUGAUACCAGAAGGCGUCGAGAUGGAUGGCGACUUCGACUGUCUCGAGUUGGUGAAGGCGAUCUACGGUCUCAAGCAAGCUUCACGUGUGUGGAACGAGACUUUCGACGAGUUCGUAUGCUCCAUCGGUUUCGAAGCGUCGGCGUUCGACCCAUGUCUCUACAUCAAGGUUGUCGACGGUCACUGUGUGCUCGUGCUGGUCUACGUGGAUGACGUGUUGGUCACCGGCAGCUCGCUCGAGUUGAUUGCGCAGACGAAGGCCGACCUCAAGACGCGUUUCGAGAUGACCGACAGUGGCAAGUGUACUUUUGUACUGGGCAUCGAACUGGUGGACGAAUCGGAUGGCAGCGUGACAAUGUGCCAGCGACGGUAUGUCAACGACAUCCUCAAGCGCUUCGGCAUGGAUGAGUGCAAGGCCACAGCAAGUCCGGUCGACUUGAGCACUCGGCUUGUCGCAAGCACCGAAGCGGCCAAGAUCGACGUUCCGUUUCGUGAAGCUGUGGGAGCUUUAAUGCACUUGACGACUGCGACGCGCCCGGACAUUGCGUAUGCUGUGGGGUACGUCUCGCGCUUCAUGGAGAAUCCGCAGCAAGAACAUUGGACGGCGGUGAAGCGCAUCUUUCGUUACUUGCAAGGGACCAAGUCGCACGGACUCCGCUUCCAGCCAAGCGACAAGAUCGACUUUCGUGGCUACUCGGACGCGGACUGGGCCGGCGACCACGCUGAUCGCAAGUCGACUUCGGGUUACACUUUCAUGCUGAUGGGUGCUCCUGUGAGUUGGGGAAGCAAGAAGCAGUCAAGUGUGUCGCUGUCGACGAGUGAAGCGGAAUACAUCGCACUGAGUCUGGCCAUCCAGGAAGGCAAGUGGGUGCAUCGCCUGCUAUGCGAGAUUUUGGCGGCCGCAAACGAACCAGGACCGGACCUCGUCAUCCGUGAAGACAACCAGUCGUGCAUCAAGAUGACGAAGAAUCCGGUGAAUCAUGGCCGCGCCAAGCACAUCGACAUCAAGUACCAUCACAUCCGUGAUGAGGUCAAGCGCGGGGAAGUGCAGCUCGAGUAUUGCGAGACUUCCGUGAUGAUGGCGGACAUCAUGACCAAGGGACUUUCGGGACCUCGUCACAAGGACUUGACGACGGCUCUCGGCAUUCGUGCGAGUUCGGAUUGA
Messenger RNA from Peronospora matthiolae, 3984 nucleotides. The record is from the annotation of a GenBank genome assembly. Lineage: Eukaryota; Oomycota; Peronosporomycetes; Peronosporales; Peronosporaceae.